AAAAUGUUCUGUAAAAUAUUAAAUAUAGCUCAUGUAGCGUAUAUUACGUGAAGUACCUAAUUGCUAUUUAACGCUCGCCGAUCACGGGUGUGACAAUUAUUUUCGUGGAUGGCUCACCUACGUUGCAGAAUUUUGUGAUUACAUUAUGUGUCACAUGUAAUGAGUGAUAAGCAAAGUGCACCUAUUUUGCCGCCCCUUUCCGGGGGUGGAGGAAAUAAUGGGGGAAACAAUGGUGGUGCAACACAACAAACUGUCAGUCUCCAGCAAGUUCUGGCUACAGCCCAAGGGCUCAAUGUACUCACUACUGGUGGUGGCCAGCAGUUUGUUAUUACUUCACAAGUUCCCGGCCUUACACAGGUUAUUACAAGUAGUGCUACGACCAAUACAAAUGUUCAGCAAGUUGGUGUUACGAGGAUUGUUAAUAUUAGUAACACAACACCUCGUGUUAGCACUGUGGGAGUUCCAAGUGCAAGUAGUACGCCUCUCACAUCACCUUCUCGCCAAACUUCGACAAAGGUUGUAUUGGCGACUUCACCUAAACUUGUGCGAACUUCUAUGGGGAACAUGUUUAUUGCACCUUCUUCCCAAGUUUCAAUGCAGUCACCACCAGCGAGGAAAAGAUUAAAACUUACAGAAAAUACGGAGAAAGUAACUGCUACUGCAGAUGAUGGUAUGAGUUAUAGGAAACGUAUUAUUGAACACAAAAUGAAGAGAAUGAGAGCAAUAAGAGAAAAAUAUGCUGAGAACGCUUCAGAAUUGUUCUUCCUUCAUGCUGGUGGAAAUAUGAUGGAUUUUCAAGCUUGGAAAAAACGUCCACCUACAUCACAGUAUUUACAUUUUUUAAGGCAACAUAGAUUAGAUCCAGAUGAUGAUGAUGAAGAUUUAACAGUUCCAUUACCAUCAAUACGAGAAAUUCCAUUAUCUCCUGUAACGACAUCUGCUUCAACUACAGUUCCUACGAAUCAGAACGCAGAAGUGAAAAUUUCUGGAGUUGGUGUGACUCCAGUUGCAGUAUCUACAACUUUACCUGCCGCUGUUGCUCAACUUAGUCAACAAGGACAAGUACCAGGUAGGCCUCAAGGGGGCCGCCAUGGCAUGGUGUUUGCCUUCCGAGCAGCAAUACAGUCUUCACCAGUCACCGUUCACCCUCCACCUACUUCUACUCUAGCACCCACGCUCAUUAUAGGUGGAACUCCAUUAGUCCCAGAGAUGCCAAAACAUACAACUCCUACGAAUCCAGUUUCAGAGAAAACACCUACUACUCCGGUUGUAACAAAAGCUCCUAGCCCAUCUAGAAGUACUUCUCAACCUGUUGUUAAGCUUAUGAAAUUAUCUACUACUUCUGCAGUUUCAAGUGAUAUUACGAAUAAUCAAGAACAAAUAGUAGAAAAAGCAAAACAAGAAGCAUACGUAAUGCAAAAGAUUGCGGAAUUACAACGAGAUGGACUGUGGUCUGAAAGAAGAUUACCAAAGGUACAGGAGCCUGCAAGAACAAAGGCUCAUUGGGAUUAUUUAUUGGAGGAAAUGGUUUGGCUAGCUGCUGAUUUUGCGCAAGAAAGAAAAUGGAAGAAAGCCGCUGCGAAAAAAUGUGCGCGUAUGGUGCAAAAACAUUUUCAAGAAAAAGCUAUUCAAGCUCAAAAAGCUGAAAAGUCUCAAGAACUUAGACUCAAAAAAAUUGCCAGUUUUGUUGCAAAAGAAAUUAAAACUUUUUGGGCUAAUGUAGAAAAGCUGGUGGAGUACAAACAGCAAACAAGGCUAGAAGAGAAAAGAAAAAAGGCAUUAGAUCAGCAUUUAAAUUUCAUUGUAGGGCAAACAGAAAAAUAUUCAACAUGGUUAACUGAAGGUCUUAAUAAAACAGAUGGCUCUCAGAGUAUCCCAGCUUCAAUAAAUAGUUCACGUAUUUCCUCGCCAGUACCAACUGGAAAAUCUCCUUCUGAUGAAGAAUUUCAGCCAAAUCAAAGUUCAGAUGACGACGAAGAAACAAUAGCUAAAGCCGAAGAAGAAAUGAAAUCAACUACAGAUCAAAAAGAAGAAAUAGAAUUAUUAAAAAAAGAAUCAGAAAUGCCUUUGGAAGAUCUUCUGAAAGAUCUACCACCAAAUUAUUUAGAAGAAAGAAAUAAAAGCUUAUCACCUAGUGGAAAAGAAGUUAAAGAAGCGGAAAAUGAAAAAAGUUCGGAUAAAGAUACUGAUUUUGUUGCUGCAUCGGAUGAGUCUUCUGAUGAAGAAGAUACUAUAAUGGAACAGGAGAAAAUGGAAGGAAACACAGAUCACAGACAGGAAUUGGAUGAUCUCAAGGCAGAGAAUGAAAUGUCUAUUGAUGAACUUAUGGCAAAAUAUGGUAAUAUGUCGAAUGUACCAAUGGAUGUGGAAGAAGAUGAUGAUGCUCAAGAGUCUGAUAAAGAAACUGACCAAGAAAAAACUCAGGAGAACGAAGAACAAGUAACUAGCAGUGAAAGUGAAAGUGAAGAAAGUGAUGAAGCUGAAGAUUCACAAAUGCAUAGUGAUACAGAAACAGAUGUAGGCCUAAAAUCUUUACUGGAAGAACCAUCUACUGAGAAACCGAGUGAAAAUAAGACUUCAGAAGCAGAUCACGUGGAAGAUGCUCAUAAUGAAAUGGACAAUGUAGCAGCUUUAGCAGAAAGCAUACAACCUAAAGGAAAUACUUUGCUUACUACUUGUGUUGUUACAAAAAUCCCGUUUCUUUUAAAACAUUCACUUCGAGAGUAUCAACAUAUUGGGUUGGAUUGGCUUGUAACAAUGUAUGAUAGAAAGUUGAAUGGUAUUUUAGCCGAUGAAAUGGGUUUGGGAAAAACUAUACAGACAAUAGCAUUAUUAGCACAUUUGGCUUGCGAAAAGGGUAACUGGGGUCCUCAUCUUAUAAUAGUACCAACAUCUGUAAUGCUUAAUUGGGAAAUGGAAUGUAAAAAGUGGUGUCCAGGAUUUAAAAUAUUAACGUACUAUGGCACACAAAAAGAGAGAAAACAAAAGAGGACAGGAUGGACCAAACCAAACGCUUUUCACAUAUGCAUUACAUCUUACAAACUUGUCAUACAAGAUCAUCAAAGUUUUAGAAGAAAAAAAUGGAAAUACCUCAUUUUAGACGAAGCUCAAAAUAUAAAAAAUUUUAAGUCACAAAGAUGGCAAUUGCUAUUAAAUUUUCAAACUCAACGGCGAUUGCUACUAACAGGAACCCCUCUUCAAAAUAAUUUGAUGGAAUUAUGGUCUUUAAUGCAUUUUUUAAUGCCAAAUGUGUUUCAAUCCCAUAGAGAAUUUAAAGAGUGGUUCAGUAAUCCAGUUACAGGAAUGAUUGAAGGAAACAGCGAGUACAACGAGAAAAUUAUUCGUCGUCUACACAAGGUACUAAGACCGUUUCUUUUAAGGAGAUUAAAAACUGAGGUGGAGAAACAAUUGCCAAAGAAGUAUGAGCAUGUUGUUAUGUGUCGAUUGUCCAAAAGACAAAGAUACUUGUAUGAUGAUUUCAUGUCUCGGGCCAAGACGAAGGAAACUUUGGCUAGUGGAAAUCUGUUAAGUGUAAUCAACGUAUUAAUGCAAUUGCGCAAAGUCUGUAACCAUCCAAACUUAUUUGAAGUCCGACCUACAGUCUCUCCGUUUCAAAUGGAAGCAAUAGAAUUUAUUACAGCUUCUUUAGUAUGGAGUGUUCUUGAUUAUGAUCCAUUUAAACAUAUUGAUCUGUCUACCUUAAAUCUGUUAUUGUUAGACUCGGAAUUUACAUUAACAGCAUUUGGAGCACAUAGAAUAAAACGCUUAAAAACUUCUAGAAAACUAAUAGAAGAAAUAGAUAAUCAGCCAGAUCCACCUCCUAGAUGUCCUUCUGGAAAAAUAAAAAUUAAUGUCAGAUUAUCAAAUCAAGUCAAACCAUCGUCAGCUCCACAGCCAGCUCAAACUAAAGUUAAAAGUUUAGCUGGUAUAUUACCGACUCCAAGAGUUGGCACGUCACCAUUAAUUAAAUCUUUCAACAAUCAAAGUACUCCAGGUCAAGGUGUAACAUUACGAGUAGCAGGUGGUCAACAGUUGCAAGGAUACUCUGUGCAAUUGGUGCAGCAUCAAGGCAGUGUAAAAGCUAUACCUGUUGGAACAUUGGCACAUAAUUCACAAAGUACAACGAUUACAUCAACAACAGCAUCUAUGAAUGCACAGAGAAUUACAGUUGGGAAUGCAAAUAUUCGAGAUGGACUGCAAAGGUUGGCUACACAGACAGUUACAGUCAAACAAGGUGAUUCCGUCCAGAGAAUACCAGUGCCCGGUUUUGCACAGCUGGUUCAAACCUCUACUGGUAGACAUAUCAUUUUGACUUCAAAUCAACAAAAUACUAACACAGUUUCAUUUCCGGUAAUGACACCGACUGGACAACGAUUAACAGUACUAUCUAAAUCUUUAAUGGGCCUAGCUACUUCUGCGACCACAGUAAAUAAAGUCGUUGGAGGAGUCGUUACUACGACUACGAGUGGAACUAGUGGGAGACCAGUAAUGAGGGUUCCACCCUUGAAUGUUACUGGAUCACAGGCACAGUCUACUGCUGGUAAUGGGCAACCUACUCAUCAACAAACUUUACGCUGUGGUAUUAUUACGAGGCAUACGCUAAAGGAAUCUGAAAAGACUCAAGCAAAGGAACAGCCUAAAUCAGAAUUUCAUUUGCCACAAUUGGAAGAAGAACGAAAGCAAAGGAGACAAGGAAAACUUCGUUCAUUGGCAAACAUUAACGAAGGUCGAUGUGCAGCGUGUCCAUUAUACGGUGAAGAUUUAUUUACUGCAUUAAGAAUUGGAAAACCAUCCACAGCCUGCUCUUGGCAUAAUGGUCUUGUAAAUUGCAAAACUGCUAAAAUACCUGUUCGUACACGGAAGCAAUUUUUCUCCUGUACAGAAGCAUUAGCAGAAGCAAUAAAAAGUACUGAACGAAUUGUUGAAGAGCUUAAAGAAGUUUUUGAGAGAUUUGUUGUUUACGUUCCUGCUGUACGUGCACCAGUACCGCGCUUCCAUGUUUCUCAUCCACCGCCGCAUAAGCUUUGGAAUCAGCGUCGUAUGCAGAUAGAAUUGCAACGCGAGUUGUCACCAAAAAUGCAAUUAUUCCAUCCGGUGACUAGGUCGAUGAUGACACAAUUCCCUGAACCUAGAUUAAUACAAUACGAUUGUGGUAAACUACAGUCCUUGGAUCUUCUUCUUAGAAAAUUGAAGUCUGAAAAUCAUAGAGUUCUCAUUUUCACUCAAAUGACUAGGAUGUUAGAUGUACUCGAAGCUUUUCUUAAUUUCCAUGGUCAUAUAUACUUGCGUUUAGACGGCACUACUAGAGUAGAUCAACGGCAGGUUCUAAUGGAAAGAUUUAAUGGCGACAAACGAAUAUUUUGUUUUAUACUAUCUACAAGAUCUGGUGGAGUCGGUGUGAAUUUAACAGGAGCAGAUACAGUCAUAUUUUAUGAUAGUGACUGGAAUCCUACAAUGGAUGCUCAGGCACAAGAUAGGUGUCAUAGAAUAGGUCAAACGCGCGACGUACAUAUCUACAGAUUGGUAAGCGAAAAAACUGUAGAAGAAAAUAUUUUGAAGAAAGCUAAUCAAAAAAGAUUACUUGGAGAUCUUGCUAUCGAAGGUGGAAACUUUACAACAGCUUACUUUAAGAGUUCUACUAUUCAAGAUCUCUUUAACAUCGAUCAAUCUGAAAAUGAUGCAUCAACCAGGAUGGCAGAAGUACUUGAACACGUUGAAGAUAAAGUGGCAAUGGGUGCUCUUGAAAGUGCUCUUGCAGCUGCGGAAGAAGAUCUCGAUGUUCAGGCAGCUAAAAUAGCAAAAGCUGAGGCAGUUGCUGAUUUAGCAGAGUUCGACGAGAAUAUUCCUUUAGAUGAUGUAGAUAAAGAAGACGUUCAAGUUAGCAAGGCGGAACAAGAAGUACAGAAUUUAGUGUCUCAGUUAACGCCAAUUGAACGAUAUGCGAUGAAGUUCGUGGAAGAGUCUGAAGGUGCGUUUUCAGCCGCACAAUUGGCGGCCGCCGAACGUGAACUCGAAGAACAGAAGAAAGAAUGGGAAAUGGAUCGUUUGCGUGCACUUCGCGAGGAAGAGGAAAGACGUAUGCGACUGGCUGAUGAUGACGAGAAACCUCUGACCUUUGGACGUGAGGACGCGCAGAAUCAGGUUAAUAGUGCUAAUAAUUCAAAGAAAUUAGUUAGUAAGAAAGUUCGGCAAGGUAGUAGUGGUGGUAAUAGGAGGAGGAGGAGGAGAGGUUCGCGCAAGCGAAAUAGUAGAAGUACUCGGGAAUCUUCUGAGAGUGAAACAGAUACUACAACAGAAUCUGAUUCGGAUUCUCAGGAGGAAGAUGUUGUUGAGGAUAGUCUCGAUGAGGAGUCAAGUCAUACAGAAAGUCAGAGUCAAGGUGACGAAGAGGACGAAGAGGAAGAGACUGAUAAUCGUAAUGAUUCAGAACGAGGAUCUUAUCCUAAACGUAAUAAUCGUUCGAACAAACCUUGUGAUCAAAAUCAUUUCGAUUUAAACAGUCCACGAACUAGAUCUAGGGGGAACGUUAAGAUUAAUUUGUGGACGUUAGAUGUGAGUCCGAUUCUUCCUGGAGUUAAGCCAAAGUGUCGACGUAGGUCUAGCAAAAGAAAAAAGAUUGAUCUUAAAGGGAAUGAAGCGACCGCUACUAUCUCUGCCUCCUCUUUGUCACAGAUUGAAAAUGACUUGAAUACGACUGGAAAAUCAAAUGAUUCUGACGAAGAUGACGAUAGGGUUAAACCAACUAAAGCUAUUGAGGAGAGUUAUAAAAAGACUACCAUUAAUUGUGAAGAGAAUUCUUCUUCGAAUCUUUCGUGUCAAUUGCAAAUUGAUAAAAAUUCUAUAAAAUUUCACAAUAAAGGCAACAGCAGCACGACAGACGUCGUUAAGUGUUCCGAAUUUUCGGAAACUGAGAUAUACGUUAAAUCUGACGAUACGAAAUCGGCAUCUGUAAUUUCUUCGAAUAUCGAAGAUACGAUUUCCCAAAUAAAUAAAUGUAAUGUGGUUUCCGAAAAAUGUUUUAAAUCAACAAUUAAAAUACUCGCUAAUAAUGAAACUGCUGGUGAAGAAGCUUCUUCUCUUCAGUCUUCAUCUUCAUCAAUAAAACGUUUUGACGUCACAACGACAGUUUCUGAAGUUAAAUUAGAAUUAGAUGAUAUUACAACUAGCGUGGAUAAUAAUAAAAAUUCGGAGCCUUCUGAAAUAAAUUUUAAAUCGGAAAAAGCUAAUUCUUUAUUGAAUAAAAUUAAUAAGUCUAUUGAUAAUGUAAAACAUAAUCAAGACAAAGUAGAGAAUAAAAAUCCCAUCAAUGAGAGUAGUGAAUCUUCUGAAAAUGUUGAAGAAAAUCCAAUUAGAAACAAUGUAAAAGAAAUUUUAGAACCCAUUAAUGAACCAGUCAUUUCUAAAAUUUUAAUUGAAGAAACUACUGAUAAAUCAAAUUUUUCAGAAUCCAAUUCUUCGUCAAUGUAUUUAAGCAGUGAUGAUAAAUCAACAUGUCCAAUGUCUAACUCUAAUUCAAAAUCUACAUUAUUUGCAUACUCGCUUUCUUCGUAUGAAAAUAUACAAAAUGAAAAUAGUACUGAUCCUGUAACUGUAGAUAAUAAUGAAACUAAAAUUGAUUCUCGCAUAGAUUUAAAAGAAUCUAAUUCAUCUUCAUUAGAUGAGCACAGAAGUGUCGAUUCAGAUACAACGUUUCAAAGUAUCGAUAAUUCUUCAGUGGAAACUGAAGAUUUAAUUAAUGAAUCAGUUACAGAAAAUUCUGUGAUAUCAAUUGAUACUAGUCAAAAAUUUACUACCGAAAUUGCCAAGAAUCAGGUUACUGAAGAUGACGAUCAACUAGAACUGUCUUCUACAGUUAGUACGUUAGACGAUUCUCUUCCUACAAAUGAAUGUAACGACCUAAGUAAUGAAUUGAAUAAGGAAACGAACUUUGAAAAAUCUGAAAUACCUAAAAAAAUAAGUACAGAAUCGUCCAAAGAGUGCUCAAAUAACGAAUUGAAAUCUAAAUCAUGGAAAUCUGAUUUAUCUAGCACUCUAGGAGUAACCACGCGUAGCGCUAAAGCUGUUAUGUUAUUAGAAAAUUCAAACAACAAUGUUGAUUCGGAAAUAACAUCUAAUACCAAUACAAAACUCGAGGAAAUUUCAUCGUGUGAUAUGAAGAAUAUAAAACUAGAAGUUACCAAUCGUUAUUCUAACGUUGCUCUUAAUUCACAAAUUGUAACAGCUAAAGUAACUAUGUCCCGAACUUCUGAUAGUAAUAAUAGUAAUUCCCAGUCUGCCUCGGAUUAUAGUAGAGUAACAAGAUCUUCUGUGAAUCAAUCAAUGAUGUUAACAGCAAUCGAAAAUUCGUAUAUGCAAAAAUCUCAAAGACGUCGACCAGGCACACCAUCGUCAGAUUUAAAAUCACUUAGGCCGAUCACUAGGUCUACCGCGAUUAAUUCUUCAACGAAAAACGAUGAGCAUAUUAGUAAUAAAGCUUAUGAAAAACCAACGACGCGUAGCUCGAAGUCAUCUCUGGACAAUAAUGGUUUUUUAAAUCCUGUAGUGUUCAGAAGAAGUAGAUCCAUACCACCUAUGAAAUCAUCCACCACAGAGAGCAAUGAAUUAUCGUCUACUGCACAAAGUAAAGCUGUUCAAAAGAAAGUAGUUGGUAGUAGCGAGAGUACUAGUGGUAAUCAGAAACAUCGUCCAGGUACACCAGUGCCUACUACUGAAAAAAGUUCAUCCAGGGUGACUCGUUCUGGGCAGGUCGGUAUUUUAAAUUAUUUAAAGACACCAUCGACAUCAGCACCGGUGUUAAGAGGAAAUAGACACAUCAGAAAAUCAGAUUCUUCAUUGUCGAUAAAAGGAGCCUCGGAUGAACAGAAAAUGUGUGAGCAGCAAAAUUUAAGCACAGAUACGAAUGGUAAUGCGGUUGCUACAGAGGAAGCAUUUUCACAGGAGAAUGACCAAAUCAAAUUAACUUUUUCUGAAGUCAAAGAAAAACCUCAACGAACCGCUAAAGUUGUAGCUAUUCUUACAUUAGAUACGAGAAACAAUCAUAAUAUCAAAACGAAUAAUAGUAAAAAUUCGAAUUCUGCUACGAGCGAAUCGAAACAGUCAAAUAAGAAGAAUUCUGACAACAUUUUAGAGAUAUCAAACAAACGGCUAUCGAAUACUAUAUCAAACUUGAAAAACGAAGUAAAGCACAUUAAUGAGUCGACACAAAGGGAUGAGACGUCUAAUGUAAACAGUACUUAUUUGAAUUCUAACAAAACUGCUAAUGCAGCAACUAAUCCAUUAAAGACUAACAACACGGAAAAGGUUUCUUUGAAAUCUACUGUGAUCACUUUAGUCGGUAUAAACAAUGAUACAUUAACAGAAGUGACUUCGAAAAAGUCAAGAAAAAAAAUGAAACGUACACGAUUGACCUCCGCUAAUAAAUCAGGCCCUGUUUCCACAGAAAGUAAAAUUGGAGAUACAAUUUUAGAGACUUUUGAUACAGAGGAGUUACAAAUUCAACCGUUAAAGAAAUCUGUUCGAUUGCAAUCUCCUUCCAACCCUCCUCCUUCUCUUCUAAGCUCGGAAAAAGAGAAAACAACAAUGGAUAAGUUCAGUGGUGAUAAUUUAAUAUCAUCUUGAGUCUCACUGGAAUUUUAUUAUUGCUGUAACAUUUAGCAAUGCAUUUUUGUAUAUAAAAUAUAUACAUAAUAUGUUAGUCUAUCUACUACAUAAAAAAUCUGCCGUACGUAUUAAAAAAAUGCCUCUUUCGAGAAAUCUCAUAGAAAAAAUGGUGGCGAUACAGUACACGAGAAAGGUCAAGUUCUGUUCUUCUUCUCUUCUACUUCUUCUCUUCUACUUCUCUUUAUUACUUCAUCUUCUUCUACUUCUUCAAUUUUUCUUUAUUUCGAGUAGUCUUGUAUAUAUAUAUAUGUAUAUUGAAAGAGAUGUUCUUUUUGUUUUUUAUUAUUAUUAUUAUUACUCUUCUUCAAUUUCUUUUUUUGUAUCUUUUACUACUCAGGGGGCACACAUGUGUAAUAUUUUCUAGCAUUGUAAAUCGUGCCCUGCAUUGUAAAGAUUCGAAAAAAAAAGAAAGAAUGGAAAACGUUCGUACGGUGGUAUUGUAAUUUAUACAUUGAUAAUCUUAAGUAAGACGUUCAGGAACGAACAUAUAUACAUACAUGCAUACACGUAUACACACAGGACACACAAGUGUAUUAUAAUAGUUUAUAUAUAUUAGAGACACAGUAAAAAAGAAAAAGAAAAAACAAGCUGUUGUGUCGUGUAGCUUUUAGGAUUUAAACGGCGUUUGAGGAACAUUUUAAAAAAGAAAAAAAAAAGAUGUGGUGUCAAGUCUAAAAUGCAGUGAAAAAGAUUGUAGGAGGGGUUCAUGAUAAUUUAUUAAAAAAAUACGCGCCGUACUUCUGCUCUCAUAACAAAAAACAAACAAACAAAAAAGUAAAAAGAAAGAAAUACCUUGCGCCACAUAAAUCACGGCAAGGUGUGAUGACCUGAUUAUAUCUUAGCUGUAAGACUAAUUCUUCGUUUAUCAAUAUAUCCUUUUCUCCUCCAAUGUAAUACUUAAGUUGCGUGCCUGUUUUUUGUAUGAUCGAGUGCAUCCGAGAAAGGAUAAUAAACAAAGUAUUCCUUACUACGAAAUAAAAAAGCUAA
Molecule: messenger RNA, 10647 nt
Organism: Polistes canadensis
Lineage: Eukaryota; Metazoa; Arthropoda; Insecta; Hymenoptera; Vespidae
Gene: dom
Product: helicase domino
Exons: 27
Coding region: 160-9618 (3152 amino acids)
Cellular component (GO): Swr1 complex
Molecular function (GO): ATP hydrolysis activity; ATP binding; histone binding
Source: RefSeq, a predicted model, not a curated record